UCAACUUUGUGUAAGAAAGGCGCAAAGUGGCUGAGUUGUUAGUAGCCGACUAGCCCCUCCAACACUUGCUGCAACACUGCAUUGAAUAAAGAAGGUGGCGGUUUAGGGUUUAGUAGAGGAAAAAGCAAGAGAAGAAGAAGGGAGGUAUGGUGAAACUCACGGCCGACUUGAUUUGGAAGAGCCCUCACUUCUUCAAUGCCCUCAAGGAGCGAGAAUUGGAUCUUCGAGGUAACAAAAUUGCUGUAAUCGAGAACCUGGGUGCUACCGAGGACCAAUUCGAUACCAUAGAUUUGUCUGACAAUGAGAUUGUCAAGCUGGACAACUUCCCUUACCUUAACCGCUUGGGUUCCUUACUCAUAAACAACAACCGAAUUACCCGUAUCAAUCCCAAUCUUGGGGAGUUCUUGCCCAAAUUACACACUUUGGUUCUCACAAACAACAGGCUCGUGAACUUGGUGGAGAUUGAUCCUCUUUCAUCUCUUCCUAAGCUGCAGUUCCUUAGCCUAUUGGACAAUAAUAUUACAAAAAAACCUAAUUAUAGGCUAUAUGUGAUUCACAAACUAAAAUCACUUCGUGUUCUGGAUUUCAAGAAAGUCAAGGCUAAGGAGAGAUUGGAAGCUGAAAAUCUCUUUGCAUCUAAAGAAGUUGAAGAGGAAAUGAAGAAAGAAUCUGCAAAGACAAUAACACCAAAAGUGGUUCCAAAUGUUUCAGAAGUUGCAGAGGAAGAACAGAUGCCAAAGCUAGUUGCCCCUACACCUGAGCAAAUUAUAGCUAUCAAGGCGGCCAUUGUGAAUUCUCAGACUUUGGAAGAGGUUGCAAGACUUGAAAAGGCACUAAAGACAGGUCAGCUUCCUGUGGAUUUGAUAAUUCCAGGUGAUGAUAAAGGUGCCAAUGUUGUUAAAGGGAAAGAUGAGGAAACUGUUUCUGAUAUUCAAAAUGAGUCCAAUGUUGAAACAGAUAAUAUGGAUAAAGAAAAGAAUGAAGAACCUGCACCCAUGGAACAGGAAUAGCGUUGGUAGAUUCUCAAGGGGCUUUUACAUCACUUGGUGCGUUCAUCUUGGAAUGGUUGGGUUUGCAAGUUGUAUUGAGAAUUCACAUGGAACUCUGACUCUCUCUGUCUCUCUCUCUCUCUGUCUCUCAUGUACAACCAUGAAAACUGUCGUUUAACCUAAUUGCUUCUGGUACUGAGAUGCUUUACCUUUCUAAAGGUGCAAAAGAGAUGUUUUCUGCAAAUGUAUGUUUGGAUAUUGAGUUUCGACGAUUUUGACAUACUGGUGGAUUUAUCUGCUCCAGGUAACUUAGGAUGAAGCUUGAGUAUUGAUCUUUUUAUUUAUUUAUUUAUUAUUAUUUUUCUA
Durio zibethinus is the source of this 1355-nucleotide messenger RNA. RefSeq names its product U2 small nuclear ribonucleoprotein A (gene U2A'). NCBI's taxonomy places the organism in Eukaryota, Viridiplantae, Streptophyta, Magnoliopsida, Malvales, Malvaceae. The record is from RefSeq and is a predicted model, not a curated record. Gene Ontology annotation, molecular function: U2 snRNA binding; protein binding. Gene Ontology annotation, biological process: mRNA splicing, via spliceosome.